Molecule: messenger RNA, 3789 nt
Organism: Exophiala bonariae
Lineage: Eukaryota; Fungi; Ascomycota; Eurotiomycetes; Chaetothyriales; Herpotrichiellaceae
Exons: 1
Coding region: 1-3789 (1262 amino acids)
Biological process (GO): transmembrane transport
Cellular component (GO): membrane
Molecular function (GO): ABC-type transporter activity; ATP hydrolysis activity; ATP binding
Source: RefSeq, a predicted model, not a curated record
AUGACCCAAGACCUGGAGAAAACAAGCUCCAGCCAGGAUGGGGACCAAACCGUUUCCGAGAAGCUUCCAGAGAAAGGAAAGGAGGGUAGCAUGAAGGACUACCUCCGUAUCUUCCAGUACUGUGAUAAAUACGACUGGAUGCUAAAUGGAAUUGCUGCCUUCUGUGCUAUAGCUAGUGGAAGUUCACUACCGCUUAUGACAUUGAUCUUCGGAAGUUUCACCAACAAGUUCAAUCAAUUCAGCGUUGGUGCCACAAGCCCUGCCCAGUUUAGGGAUGAUGUGGAUUCCUUCGUUCUGUGGUUCAUUUACCUAUUUGUCGGAAAAUUUUUCGUCACUUACAUUGCGACCGCUACAAUCACAAUCUCCUCAAUUCGAACAACAAGAAAGCUCCGCGAAGUAUUUCUCGCGCGCACGCUGAGGCAAGAAAUAUGGCAUUUCGACAAGCAAGGCAAUGGAGCAAUCGCGACUCAAGUCACCACCAACAGCACCAGGAUUCAAGGUGGGAUUGCGGAAAAGCUCACCUUCGCCGUUCAAGCUCUUGCUAUGUUUUUUGCUUCCUUCAUUGUCGCACUUAGCGUCCAGUGGAAGUUAGCCUUGAUCACAAUGUCUGUCAUACCUGCCAUAUUCCUUGUCACUGGAAUAUGCGUCGGGAUCGAUGCGAAGCAAGAAGCCCGAAUCAUUCGCAUAUAUUCCCGAGCUGCUGUACUUGCAGAAGAGGUGCUAUCAUCAAUCCGUACAGUAAACGCGUUUUGGGCGAAGGAGAAGAUGGCACGUAAGUAUAAUGUGUUUUUGGAACAGGCACAUAAGGAAGGGAAUAAGAAAUCUCCCAACUAUGGUGUUCUAUUCUCAACAGAAUAUUUUUGUGUCUACUCCGCCAUCGCCUUGUCAUUCUGGCAGGGGUACCGGAUGUAUCUGAGCGGUGAGGUCCAGGAUGUGGGUAAAGUUUUCACUGUGGUGCUCUCUGUUACCAUUGCUGCGACGUCUAUCUCUACACUCGCUCCACAAAUCACUUCCUUCACCAAUGCCGCGUCUGCCGCCGCCGAGCUUUUCACCAUCAUUGAUAAAUCGUCACUCUUGGAUCCACUGGACCCCUCGGGAAAACAGCCCAGAACUUGCGACGGCAACAUUGAAAUCAAGAAUCUCAACUUCGCUUAUCCAUCUCGUCCAACAGCUCAAGUACUCCGCGAUUUCAGUAUCUCGAUUCCUGCUAGCAAGACGACAGCGCUGGUAGGGGCAUCUGGUUCUGGCAAAAGCACUCUAGUGGGUCUGCUGGAAAGAUGGUACGUUCCAGAAUCCGGUCGCAUUAUCCUCGACGACAUUGACCUUCCUGAAUAUAAUGUCAAAUGGCUUCGAAGCAGGAUCCGACUAGUCCAGCAGGAGCCCAUCUUAUUCCGUGGUACCGUUUUCGAGAACGUUGUCAAAGGUUUAGUGGACGACCAGCGAGACUUGCCACGAGAGCAGCAGAUGGAGCUUGUCCGUGAGGCCUGCAAGGCAAGCAACGCAGAUGAAUUCAUUGUGGAGCUUCCACAGGGCUACGAUACCGAAGUUGGAGAGCGGGCUGGUACCCUUAGUGGUGGCCAGCGUCAGCGUAUUGCUAUUGCUCGCAGUAUCAUCUCGAACCCCAAGAUAUUAUUACUCGACGAGGCAACUAGUGCACUCGAUCCAAAGGCUGAAAAGGUGGUGCAAGAUGCUCUCAAUCGCGUUUCCAAGGAUCGGACAACAUUGGUCAUCGCCCACAAACUGGCAACUGUCAAAACUGCUGACAACAUUGCUGUCAUGUCACAAGGAAAAAUUGUCGAGCAAGGCACUCACGAGGAACUGAUCGACCUGAACGGUCACUACGCUUCUCUUGUACGAGCACAAGAUUUGGGAGCUGAUGAGGCAGAGGAAAAUGCGCAAGAUUUGAGCGAGAAGGCUGCAGUCGAGUCAACUGGGGAACGUCUUGCACUGCAGAGGACCGCGACUGGCGUGACAUCGCUGGCAGGAGAUGUUGAAGCUCAGAAAAAGCGCAUCGGAACGCUCGAUUACUCGCUUAUUCGCUGCAUUUGGAUCAUGUUCCGGGAACAGAAGAAUUUAUACUGGUGUUUUGCUCUGUCAACAAUCGCUUGCCUGAUUGGAGGUGGAACUUUCCCCGCCCAAGCAAUCCUCUUUGCACGCCUCUUGACCAUAUUCCAGGUUACCGGACAAGAAGCCGUUGAUCGGGCCAAUUUUUUCUCACUGAUGUUCUUCGUUGUCGCUCUAGCGAACCUGGUUGCCUACUUCGUCAUCGGCUGGCUAUGCAAUAUCAUUGGACAGACUGUUACGCACAGGUAUCGAGCCGAACUGUUCGAGCGCAUGUUGGAGCAAGAUGUGGAAUUUUUCGACAUUCCCAUGAACACUUCUGGAGCGCUGACUUCCAAAUUAUCCGCCGUGCCGACGGAUAUCCAGGAGCUUGUUAGUGCAAACGUUCUCCUUAUUUUCAUUGUCCUCGUCAACGUUGUAUCUUCCAGCAUUUUGGCACUUGCAUAUGGUUGGAAGUUGUCAUUAGUGGUCAUCUUCGGUGCCUUACUACCAAUCCUCAUUGCAGGAUAUCUGCGAAUUCGCCUUGAGGUCAAGCUUCAGGAGAAGAAUUCCGAGAACUUUUCAGAUAGUGCCGGAUUGGCCAGUGAAGCUGUCGCUUCAAUCCGAACAGUGGCCUCACUGACCCUCGAGUCACAGAUCUUAGAGGAAUAUGCAGGCUUGCUGGGCAGCAUCGUUCUUCGAUCCACCAAAGCCUUAAUCUGGACUAUGUUCUGGUUCUCCCUGUCACAGUCUAUUGAGUUUCUUGCAAUGGCUUUGGGCUUCUGGUACGGUAGUCGUCUGCUGUCAACAGGAGAAUAUUCAACAACGCAGUUCUACGUCAUAUUUGUUGGAGUCCUCUUUGCCGGUCAAGCUGCUGGACAAUUCUUUGGUUAUUCAACGAGUUUGACGAAAGCAAAGGCAGCAGCCAAUUACGUUCUCUGGCUACGCACGUUGAAACCCGUGAUUAAAGAGGACGAAAACAACAAGAAUGAUGGACCGGAAGGAGAUGGUCAGAUCGACCUUGAAGACGUUGAGUUCCGCUACCGUCAGAGAGACACAGCCAGGGUAUUGCGAGGUAUAUCCAUGGCAGUCAAGCCAGGCGCAUUUGUGGCCUACGUGGGAGCAUCAGGCUGUGGCAAGUCGACGCUGAUAGCACUUCUUGAACGCUUUUACGAUCCAAUAAGUGGUCGCAUCUGCGUGGAUGGCAAGGUUAUCACCAAGAUGUCCCCUCGGCUAUACCGUAGCCAGAUGUCCUUGGUACAGCAAGAACCAACACUUUACCAGGGGUCAGUACGGGACAAUGUCUCACUCGGACUUGACUAUGAACCACCGGAGGAAGAGCUCAAAGAAGCCUGCCGGAAAGCCAAUGCAUUAGAUUUCGUCGUGUCCCUUCCGGAAGGAUUCGACACGCCUUGUGGGUCGCGGGGAAUGCAAUUUUCUGGGGGUCAACGACAGCGCAUCGCGAUCGCACGCGCGCUAAUACGAAACCCACGACUCCUAUUACUCGACGAAGCAACGUCGGCGUUGGAUACACAGUCGGAACGAUUAGUACAGGCGGCUCUAGACGAGGCUGCGGUGAACCGAACGACGAUUGCAGUGGCGCAUCGUCUAUCCACCAUUCGAAACGCAGACACGAUAUUUGUGUUUGCCAAUGGUAGGAUCGCAGAGAUGGGCACGCAUGCCGAGCUGCAGAAACUCAAAGGCAGAUAUUAUGAAAUGUGUUUGGCGCAAUCUUUGGACAAGGCAUGA